AUGAUUGAGGGAAUGGUGAAGGAUGGUGUUAUUGAACCUUCAUCUAGUCCAUGGUGUUCAACUGUAGUGCUAGGAAAGAAGAAGGACGGCAGCAUGCGGUUUUGUUUUGACUAUCGCCGUCUGAACGACGUUACGAAGAAGGGCAGCUAUCCCUUGCCAAGAAUUGAUGACACGCUGGACAUGCUUACAGGCGUAAAGUGGUUUAGUACUCUGGACCUGAAAAGUGGCUACUGGCAGGUUGAAAUUGACCCUAAGGACAAGGAGAAAACUGCAUUCUCCACAGGAAAGGGUCUGUGGCAAUUUAAAGUCAUGCCGUUUGGUUUGUGCAAUGCUCCAGCAACGUUUGAAAGGUUAAUGGAGCUUGUACUUCCCGGGCUAAUUGGAGAUGCCUGUCUGGUCUACUUGGAUGACAUCAUCAUCGUAGGCCGUAGGUUUGAGGUACACCUUCAAAACCUGGAACGCGUGCUCAUGAAGAUCCAGAGUACCAACCUCAAGUUGAGUCCGAAGAAGUGCUCACUAUUCAAACGGCAAGUUAGCUUUUUGGGGUAUGUAGUGUCGGAAGAAGGUAUCCGCACGGACCCAGAUAAAAUUGCCGCUGUCAAGGAUUGGCCGGUUCCAAAAGACAAGACACAGGAGCUCAAGAACCGUCUGUGCAAAACACCUAUUGUGGGGUACCCUGAUGCGGGCAAGGAAUUUAUAGUUGACACAGACGCAAGUGAUAUAGGACUUGGCAGUGUGUUGUCUCAACGGAAUCGUGAUCAAGAGAUUGUGAUAGCAUACUUCAGCAAGUCGUUGUCAAAGCCGGAAAGGAACUAUUGUGUCACAAGACGGGAAUUGCUUGCUGUGGUAAAGUCCUUGGAGCAUUUUAGCAAAUAUCUUCUGGGGCGGAAAUUCCACUUACGAACUGACCAUGCUGCACUGAAAUGGCUAUUGCAGUUCAAAAAUCCGGAAGGACAAGUUGCGAGAUUGAUUGAACUACUGCAGGAAUACGACUUUGUGAUCGAACAUCGCAGCGGGAAAUCUCAUGGCAAUGCAGAUGCAUUGUCAAGAAGCACAGCACAUGCACAGCAGGAAGAUUCGGACAUUAAGCCGAUUCUGGAAUGGUUGAAGGCCAGUGCUCUUAAGCCCAAGUGGAGCGACGUCUUAGCGAUGAGUUCGACCACGAUAAGCUAUUGGGUCCAAUGGGACAGCUUGCUGAUUCAGGAUGGAGUCCUGUGCCGUAAAUGGGAAAAUGGCCGGGGAGACAGACGUCAUUUGCAAAUGGUUGUCUCUAAGGUUCCCUAG
This is a messenger RNA of Parnassius mnemosyne (clouded apollo), 1284 nucleotides long. Lineage: Eukaryota; Metazoa; Arthropoda; Insecta; Lepidoptera; Papilionidae. The record is from the annotation of a GenBank genome assembly.